CUUGAAUGUCUCUUUAAGGAAGCGAGAUGUCACUUGGUCGUGUAUUGUACAGCUUUGUAAUACUUCACAUGGCUGCUAAUUCGCCAUGUUCCAGCCAGAAGCUGGCACUCAGUACAACGGUUCACCAGCCACAUACGCGGCUCGGGGACGCUAGCGAUGACAUCACAUGGAGCUUGGCUUCUUCAAGCUUGGAAGGAACUUAAUUAUUUCACUUGUUUUGUGUUGUCUUCGUUUCUUUCAUACUCUUUCUUCAGCUGGGAUAAACUCCAGGGUUGAGUAGUCUCAACGUUGCUGAUUUGUUUUUUGUUCCAGUCGUUUGCUUGCGGUCUCUAGCUCUGAGGCUGGGAUACAAUACCACCCUACGAUCAACUUGAAGACAACAACAUCAAGAUGGCUUCGAACUUGAACAAGAAAGGGCCCGGAGGGCACUAUUCCGGAGCGAACCCCAUUCCCAACAUCCAAAGAUUUGUCGAAAGUCUGGAUGCCGACAAGAAAGAACGAGAUCAGAGAAUCAACGAGCAGAUGCAGAACAAGAAUAACAGUGAGGCAGUAGACCAUGUCAAUGGCCAAAAGGCUGGUGUGCCUGGGAGUAGGAAGCAAGUUACUGACCCUGUAACUGGGAAAGAGGUCACAAUUGAAGAUGUUAACAAGGACUUUAUGAAGAGUGUAGACAGCCCACAGUUGUCUGUACCGAAUGCGAACAUUGGCAAACAAACAACAGCUAAAACAGACCCUACACAAUCUGGAGAAGAGUACAGGAAUAAUCAGGACAUUACGGCACCUCCGGACCCAGUCGAACCUGGAAGCACAUCUGAUGUCCCAAUCCAUGGAGAAAAGACAAAUAUCCUCUUCCACCCCACGCCGUCGAUCAGCUAUGAACCGAUGUACGAGGCAUUCGAGAAGAAAACGACUAUAUUGGCUGGAGGUAUCCUAAUAGCUAUUGUGGUUCUUGGGAAGAUGUUUGGAGGUGCAUUAUAUGGUCUUGUACCUCUUGGCAUGUGUAUUGCCUCAGGUGUCUUCUUAUGGAUGAAGGAAGUGAUUCGAUCGGGACGUGAGCAUGAGUGGGAGAGCGAGAAGGUUCGCGGGAAGACGGCCACUGCAAAUCUCAUCCCCGAAUCGGUAGAGUGGAUGAAUACAUUUCUAGGUGUUAUGUGGGGUCUCAUUGAUCCAGACCUAUUCGCUUCAGUCGCAGAUACUCUUGAGGAUGUCAUGCAAGCUUCGGUUCCAGGAGUUAUCGAGAAUGUCCGUGUGGCUGAAAUCAACCAAGGAAACAACCCAUUCCGGAUAUUGAGCUUGCGUGCUCUGCCAGAUGGACAUGUGCAGGAAUUGAAAGAUGACAUCCACAGACAAAACGAGAAAAACAAAGAUCCUCAGGAACUAGCAGCAGAUGAGGAAGGCGGAGACUAUUACAACCUGGAAUGCUCUUUUGCGUAUCAUGCUAAGCCUUCUAGCGGGAAUACUUCUGAGAAGGCCAAAAACAUGCACAUGCAGCUCGUUUUCUAUUUAGGAAUCAAGGGACUUUUUGGAGUGCCAGUUCCCAUUUUUGUCGAACUUCAGGGCCUCGUGGGAACUGUGCGGUUGAGGAUGCAAAUGUCCCCCGAACCCCCUUUCUUGAAGGCAUUGACUUUUACGCUCAUGGGACUCCCCAAAGUCCAGGCUGGUUGCGUUCCUAUGAUUGAAACAGGAAUAAAUAUCCUCAACCUUCCUCUCAUCUCCAAUUUUGUCAACUAUGCAAUCGGCGCCGCUGCAAAUGAAUACGUUGCACCAAAGUCAAUGACCCUUGAUAUGGGCAAAUUGUUGCAGGGUGACGAUAUUCAGAAGGAUACCGAAGCCAUUGGCAUUCUCUGGAUCAGAAUCCACCGAGCUACAGGUCUCAGCAAGCAAGAUCGUCGUGGCAGCAAAGGAGGUGGCAGUGAUCCAUACAUCACUGUCAGCUUUUCCAAGUACGCCAAACCGAUGUACUGCACUCGUGUCAUCCAGGACGAUUUGAAUCCAGUUUGGGAGGAGACAUGUGCCUUGCUCAUAACACCUGACUUGAUCAAGGUCGAUGAACAACUUUCCAUGGAACUUUGGGAUUCGGAUCGAACGACAUCAGAUGAUAUUGUGGGAAAGGUCGAGCUUUCAAUGCAGAAAAUGAUCCAACACCCUGGCAAGAUGUAUCUACAAAACUCUAAGCUUCGAGGCAUGAGUGAGGAUAGCGACAUGCCCGGGGAACUUCAUUGGGAAGUUGGCUAUUUUGGCAAGCCCCACUUCAGGCCAGCACUCAGGACUCAUGGCAAAGAUGUCAAUCUCCCAGAUCAGCUUAGGGAUCACGAAGAACUACAGGACGAUAGAGGCGCUAUAGACAAUGCCACUGAAGAUGCUGUCGUGCACACUCCACCAGAUCCUCUUUGGCCGAGUGGUAUUUGCAGCGUCGUUGUUCAUCAAAUUGUCAAUCUUGAGCUGCAGAACAUGAAGGGAAGUAAUGGGAAACGCAAAGGCAGAGAAUAUGAACCAGCUGCCGAAGCCGGUGAAAACAAGGAGGAGGAGCACAAGAAACUUCCAAGCGGUUAUUGCACUAUCUUGUAUAACGAUGAGCUGGUCUACCGAACAAGAACGAAAGUCGUCAGCAGCAAGCCCAUUUUCAAUGCCGGUACUGAGCGUUUCAUGCGAGAUUGGCGGUCAGCCAUUAUCACCGUCACAGUCCGUGAUCAACGCAUGAGACAACAUGAUCCAAUUCUCGGAGUUGUUCCUCUGAAGCUUUCCGAUAUCCUCCAAACCAGCUCUCAGGUGACCAGAUGGUAUCCCUUGGAUGGUGGCAUUGGCUUUGGACGUAUCAGAAUAUCUAUCCUCUGGCGAAGUGUCGAGACACGUCUCCCACCUCAGCAACUCGGCUGGGAUGUUGGAACUUUCGAAUUCAUGUCCGACAAGAUUCUGGCUAUUGGUUACAAUUCCACCGCUAAGCUUAAGAUGCGAACUGGAGGUUCUUCGGGUAGUAUAGGCAGAACUCAAUGCCGGAAGACUGAAGAGGGCGAUGGAAUAUACUGGGACAUCGCGAAAGCCGAUGGCAAGAACAAUGUUCGACUUCCAGUCCGCUACCGAUACCGUUCCCCGGUUGUGUUCGAGUUCCAUACAGCAAGCAAACGCCACGCAGACGCCUAUGCUAUUAUCUGGCUCCAUCACCUCGAGGACAACAAGGAAGAGAACAUUAGCAUUCCUAUCUGGAAGACGGACAAGGGGAUGAGAUUGACACAGAACUACAUUACCGAAGAGAACUUCAAGGAUAUUCCGGACAUUGCUAUUGAGGAAAUAGGACGUCUGCAGUUCCGAGGUCGAUUUAAAGCCGGUACAGAUGAGGAUCACUCGAAGUUCGUCACAGACAACGACUCCAGAGAGACCCAAGAGACGUGGGAAGCUUGCCACGACGAAGGCGUCCGUGAUAACAUGGUCACUAAAGAGUUGCCACCCGCUGUGCAGAAACUUCAUGAUCAGUCUUUGACACAGGGAAGAGAUGUUCUUUCGCAAGCAGAUGAAAAAGAGAAGCAGAAAUGGCUUUCGAAAGAUGGCACAGAUUGGAGCGGAGCCUUCGGGCAGGACCCAGCUCAGUAUGCCGAUGAGCGUGGUUCUAAGAGAACCAAUGCUAACACGUCUAGCUCUGGGGAUCGCGAAGCUCCACUGAAUGGGAACAUGCUCGAUGGGGAUGAAGACAAUGACGAUGAUGGAGAAUCUGACGAUUCAGAUUCCUCUAGUGACCUGGGUAUUCAUGACGCCGAGAAUGACGACCAUUUUGAAGACGAACAAGCGAAUAGCAACAGCACCGAAGGACAAAACUCGAAGAGCUCGAUCAAACAGCAUAAAGAGGAUAAGAAGGGGUUACAUAGAAAGCAGAGAGGCCUCAUGCAAUGGAAGCCAAUGAGAAACCUGGCCUUCGCAAAAGAUGAAGCCAAGUUCGCAGUCAAGCGAACAUUGAAGAAGGGUUCUCUGCAAGGAAGACAACCAGAUGUGGAGACGGAAACUUAGAUUUUUGUUAUGAUGAGCAUGAUACCGUACAUAGCGAGGUGUUUGGACCGAGUUCAUUUUGGCUAGGGGUCACUUUCUAGCGGGGAAUGAAAUUCAUGGGGUUUUAUUCAGCACAUGG
This is a messenger RNA of Mollisia scopiformis, 4117 nucleotides long. RefSeq lists its product as uncharacterized. Lineage: Eukaryota; Fungi; Ascomycota; Leotiomycetes; Helotiales; Mollisiaceae. The record is from RefSeq and is a predicted model, not a curated record. Gene Ontology annotation, molecular function: lipid binding. Bases 391 to 3999 code for a protein of 1202 amino acids. The transcript is spliced from 8 exons.